Molecule: messenger RNA, 4254 nt
Organism: Arvicola amphibius (Eurasian water vole)
Lineage: Eukaryota; Metazoa; Chordata; Mammalia; Rodentia; Cricetidae
Product: cytochrome P450 2B1-like
Exons: 9
Coding region: 16-1746 (576 amino acids)
Biological process (GO): xenobiotic metabolic process
Cellular component (GO): cytoplasm; intracellular membrane-bounded organelle
Molecular function (GO): oxidoreductase activity, acting on paired donors, with incorporation or reduction of molecular oxygen, reduced flavin or flavoprotein as one donor, and incorporation of one atom of oxygen; iron ion binding; heme binding
Source: RefSeq, a predicted model, not a curated record
CCCCCAGAAAUCGAGAUGCAUUACUCCCUAUGCCCUUUGUCCUGUGUACCUGUUUCAUGGUGUCCUUGCCAACAUCUAGGGUGGGGGGAGGUGAUAGGGCGUGAGCAAGUUACUGACAGCCCAAGCAGGAAGUAUGAUGCUCACACUCCUGGACAGGGAGGAGACAGGAGGCGGGAACAGCUGAAGUUGCUCAACUGGCUGGAGAUCCAGGUCCAGCAUAAAAGUCCUGCUGGAGUGUGCAGUGGAGUGGACGGUGCUCAGACCAGGACCAUGGAGCCCAGUGUCCUGCUCCUCCUUGCUCUCCUCAUGGGCUUCUUACUGCUCCUGGUCAGGGGCCACCCAAAGGCUCAUGGUCACCUCCCACCAGGACCCCGUCCCCUGCCCAUCUUGGGGAACCUCCUGCAGAUGGACAGAGGAGGCUUCCUCAACUCCUUCAUGCGGCUUCGAGAAAAAUAUGGAGACGUGUUCACAGUGCACCUGGGACCGAGGCCUGUGGUCAUGCUGUGCGGGACAGAGGCCAUAAGGGAGGCUCUGGUGGACCAAGCUGAGGCUUUCUCUGGACGGGGGACAAUGGCUGUGUUUGACCCAGUUGCACAAGGAUAUGGUAUGUUCUUUUCCAGUGGCGAACGCUGGAAGACCCUUCGGCGGUUCUCUCUGGCCACGCUGAAGGACUUAGGGAUGGGCAAGAGGAGUGUGGAGGAGCGGAUACAGGAGGAGGCCCUACAUAUGGUGGAGGAGCUGAGGAAAUCCCAGGGAACACCCCUGGACCCCACCUUCCUCUUCCACUACUUUACAGCCAACAUCAUCUGCUCCAUUGUCUUUGGAGAACGUGUUGACAAAAAAGACCGCCAGUUCCUGCAUGUGCUAGACCGGACCUAUCAGACCAUCUCACUCACCAGCUCAUUCUCAGGCCAGAUGUUUGAGCUCUAUUCGGGUUUCCUGAAGUUCUUUCCUGGUGCCCACAGACAAAUCUGCAAAAACAUGCAGGAAAUCCUUGACUACAUUGGCCACAGCGUGGAGAAGCACCAGGCAACUUUGGAUCCCAACAAUCCAAGAGACUUCAUUGAUACCUACCUUAUACGCAUGGAGAAGGAGAAGUCCAACCAACACACAGAGUUCCAUCACCAGAACCUCAUGAUCUCCGCGCUGUCUCUCUUCUUUGCUGGCACCGAGACCAGCAGCACCACGCUCCGCUAUGGCUUCCUGUUCAUGCUCAAAUACCCCCAUGUUGCAGAGAAAGUCCAAAAGGAGAUCGAUCAGGUGAUCGGCUCACACCGCCCACCAACCCUUGAGGACCGCACCAAAAUGCCUUACACUGAUGCCGUCAUCCACGAGAUUCAGAGAUUUUCAGAUCUUGUCCCGAUUGGAGUGCCACACAAAGUCACCAAAGACACUUCGUUCCGAGGGUACCUGCUCCCCAAGAACACUGAAGUGUACCCCAUCCUGAGUACAGCUCUCCAUGACCCACGGUACUUUAAACAACCAGAUAUCUUCAAUCCUGACAACUUUUUGGAUGCCAGUGGGUCUCUGAAGAAAAAUGACGCUUUUAUGCCCUUCUCUAUAGGAAAGCGCAUUUGUCUCGGCGAAAGCAUUGCCCGCAAUGAAUUGUUCCUUUUCUUCACCACCAUCCUCCAGAACUUCUCUGUGUCCAGUCCCGUGGCUCCUAAGGACAUUGACCUCAGGCCCAAGGAGAGUGGCUUGAACAAUGUGCCCCCAACAUACCAGAUCUGCUUCUUGGCCCGCUGACUGAGCUGAGGUGGCCAGGUGUCUCCACUCCUGUUAAGAAUGGCCCCAUCUUUCUGCCUCUGGGAGAUCUGCUGCCAACCAGGCCAUAGGUCACUGCUCACACAGUUCCACCUUACUGCAGCUUCUGCAAAGCUCCGAGGUGUGUUCUUCUGCCCUGACAAUGGCACUGGGAAAAUCACUCAAUGUCUUUCUUGAUGUGUGAACCAAGAGACUUCUGGAGGCCACAUCUCAUGCUGAGUCAGUUCCCUAUUGCGCCCAAAUUCCACAGUUUCCACGUAGAAACUUCUGGUGCUCAGUGAAACAAUCUAAUGAAUGUCGGAGGUCAUGUCAGAGGAGGAAUAGGUGGAAAUUGAAGUUCAAGGUGUCAGCUCACCAGGAGGAAAAUUCCCUGAUGGGUCAAUUUCAUUUAAACUAUGAAACCACAGACUCUGGAGUGUCUCUUGCUUCUGCUGUCCCUUUACAUGUUUACGCAUUUUUAUCUGUGGAUUGUCAAGAAGAUGAUUUCUCCCUAAAUAUACUGUCUAAUUAAUAUAAUGUUAGCUUAUAUAGAAUUUUGAGAAAAUAAAAUAAAUAACAAGGAAAUGAUACACAGUCAGGGCCUAUGAGUUUCCCCUAAGUGACUAUUGCAGAACACAACUCAGGUUAAGAAAAGCAAUGACCCAGGCUGUUUCAAAUUCCUUGAAUCUUAGUGCUAGAAAAGGCAGUCACAGGUUUUGGUUGCAUCAUUAGUUGAAACAAAGCUUCAAAAUAACUUUAGAUCAGACCAGAUGCACUGAAAAUAAUGUUUUUAAGAUAAACUGCCCUAGAAAAACAAUUUAAAGUUCACAAUGACACAUGGCUGAGCUGUCAAUUUAUGUAGGCUAGAGUCAUAAGUACAAAACAGCCCAAUUAUUGCCAGCUGACAGAUGACUAAUUUCUUACACCCAUUCCUGACCUAAAUUGCUGAAAUGGUAUACACCAUGAAGAUUUGAAUUUCAGCUGACUGACUUUUUUAUGUAUAUAAGUUUUGGGUCCUGGUAUUGUACAAAUAAAUGGGAGUAGAACACCAAAGUCUAGAAAUAGAAGCAACUUUUUGUUCAGGAGCUCCAUUGGGGAAGAAAAUUCUGAUUAUUCAGGAUUGUAGAGAGUAAUUUGACUCUGUAGCCCCCCAAGAGGGAACUGCAGGUUUCUUUUUGUGGUCUGUGGUCACACAUAGGACAGAAAGUACAUUUUGAGAUUUAAAGCAUCAUGGUGACACAGUAUCCAGGAGUGCAGACUGAGCUGAAGCUAAGAAAUUUACAGUAUCUUGGGAAUGAUGCCUUGAGCCUGAACUAGAGGAUUUAUGACACUCCAGGCACCUCUGAGAGCCCAAGAGAGCCUGGAAUUUAGGAUUUCUAACUAUAGAGUGUUAGUUCAAAAUGUUUACACGGUUGUGGGUUAGUUUGAAUCGCCUUUCCCCUGACUGGGAGGAUGGAAAUGAAAGUUCUUUGUGAGGGGAAUGUGGUACAGGAGUGGUAUUGGGAUAUCCUGACUUAUCGGGAAGCCUCUGCCACUUAAUGACAGCUCUCAACUGAAGGGGUAGAGAGGCUUAUAUAGGGAAUUUUAGGGGUGGAGUUUUCCCAGGGAGAAAAGGAAUUGGUUAAUUUUUCCCUGUUCAGGGAUUGGUCAGGGGCAGAGAUGGCUCUGAUUUCAGGGCCAAACUGUAUUUCUUUCACUGGUUCUUUUUAGCUUUUGACUCUAAUCUUAGGACCAGGGCAUGUUUCUUUCACGGGCUCUACUUCUAGGAAUAAAGUGUGUUUCUUUGACACUAGUUUCAGAGCCAGGACACAUGUCUUUAGUACUAGGUUCAGGGAUAAAGAUGUUUCUUUCCUGACUCAGGCCUCAAAUACAGGGUAUGUUUCUACUGGAUCUGGGUUCAGGGUCAGGGUGCUCAGUGAUUGAUCAGUUUCCUGCCCUGCUAUUGGUUGGUUCAGUUAGGCAGUUGGGCAGGGGAAGAGGUGGCUCUGCCUUCAUGGCCAAACUAUGUUUCUUUCGCUGGUCCUUUUUAGCUUUUUUACUCUAAUCUUAGGAUUAGGGCAUACUUCUUUCACUGGCUCUACUUCUAGGGACAAAGUGUGUUUGACACUAGUUUCAGAGCUAGGGCACAUGUCUUUAGUUCUGGGUUUAGGGAUAAAGAUGUUUCUCUCUCUGGCCUCAAUCUAGGGUUUGUUUUUUUUUCUCUAACUCUGGGUUCAGAGUCAGGGUCUCAGUGAUUGGUUGGUUUCUUGCCCCGGUUGUCCCUUUUACUUUGUGACUCCUGCAUUGCCUAAAAGACAAUUGUGGUGUAUAAGCCAUGGAGGGAGAGUGAACAACAUGAGAAGAGACUUAAAAUGUAAAUCAUCAGGACAGUGUGUGAGUGUCUUUUUUUUCCCUAACCCUCAGACAGAAAAGUCUUAGCUACACCGAUGCUGUGGAUUUCCCUUUGAACACUGUGCUGCCUGAAGGCUGGCCCUCCGGUCUGCAAUAAAUGGACUCUGCAUUUGGUCUGAA